AUGUCUGUUUGCAUCUGGAACUGUAGGGGGGUUGGAAAAAAGGGUUUUUCCACCCUCAUUAGAGAUUUAAAAUUCCGUUUUAGGAUUGAUGUUUUUGUUCUGCUAGAAACCGGAAUUAGUGGUUUGAAGGGUGAUAGGAUUAUCAAACAGUUUGGCUUUCCUAGCUUCUUUAAACAAGAGGCUAUUGGGUUCUCUGGUGGCAUCUGGAUCCUUUGGGAUGAUAAGGUGGUGAAGAUUGAGAUUAUCUUAGCUCAUCAUCAAUUCAUUCAUACUCAGGUUCAGCACCUGGCAUCUGGGAAAUCUGAGAUCAUUACCUUUGUGUAUAGAAGUCCUAGGAGGCUGGAGAGAAAGAAUCUUUGGAAUGAGCUGGAAGCUUUUAGUUCUUCCAUCCAGGAGGCUUGGCUUUUGAUUGGGGAUUUUAAUUCCAUUCUGCAUGCUUCAGAGAAGACAGGGGGUAGUGAUUUAUGUUGGGACAGUAUUAGUGAUAUGCAACAGAGCCUGAUUAAUUGCAAAAUCAGUGAUAUUGGUUACAAGGGGCCUGAAUUUACCUGGAAAAGAGGGAAGCUUCAUGAGAGAUUGGAUAGAGGGUGCUCUAAUGAGGAAUGGAAUGUGCUUUGGCCCAAUCGGUUUAUAUCUCAUUUGCCUUUCUUUAAUUCUGAUCAUAGACCUCUCCUCCUGGCUCAAAGUGGGCCUCCUAGGCCUAGAGAGCACUCCAAACCUUUUAAAUUCAUGGCUGCUUGGUUGACUGAUCAGGAUUUUGGAAGAUUAGUUAUGAAGAGUUGGGGCAGCAAUGAAGAGUGGGUUCCAGCCAGGAACAAUUUUGAGAAGGAUGCCACUGUUUGGCACCAGAAUGUGUUCAAAAGGAAUAUCCAGCAGAAAAAUAAAAUCUAUGCUAGAUUAAGAGGUCUAGACAGCUAUAUGAAUGGCAGAUUUGAUCACAGUUUGGAAAUUUUGCAGAAGAACCUUUGGAAAGAACUUCAAGCUAUUCUAAUUAAAGAAGAAUUGACCUGGUUCCAGAGGUCUAGAAGUCAGUGGUUGAAAUAUGGUGAUAGGAAUACAAGGUUCUUCCACUCUUCUACUGUGGCUAGGAGGAGACACAAUAGGAUUCUCACUCUCAAAGAUGAGAAUGGUACCUGGAUAGCUGAUCCUGAUUCCUUGGUCAAUAUGGCAGUGUCCUAUUACAAAGAGUUAUUUACAGCUGAGACUCCUGAUGAUGGUUUUUUCCCCAUUCAGGGGAUGUUCCCUAGUCUGUCUGAGGGGGGAAAAGAGAAAACUGGCCCUUUGUCCUAA
Molecule: messenger RNA, 1290 nt
Organism: Gastrolobium bilobum
Lineage: Eukaryota; Viridiplantae; Streptophyta; Magnoliopsida; Fabales; Fabaceae
Exons: 1
Coding region: 1-1290 (429 amino acids)
Molecular function (GO): catalytic activity
Source: RefSeq, a predicted model, not a curated record